UUUCUUUCUAUUCAAUCUUUUCAUAUUUCACUAUCAAAGCUCACAAUGUCUUCCAUCCGCUCUACUGGUCGUGGCAUUCGCCUUCUGGCUGCCAAUUCGCGUUCUCGCAGCGUAACCCUGCUGUCACAACCCCUCAUUGCUGCGCCGCGCGUUCUCCGCUCCGCCGCUGCCUCUCCGACUUCUACUGCUCGCCCUCGUCUUGCAAUUGCUCCGUUGCGCGCAAACGGAGGCUUGCGCCAUGCAUCCUCUUCAGCCUCUACCGGCUCGCUGAAGCAAACGCAAUUAUAUGACGUCCAUGUUGCAAACGGCGCAAAGAUGGUUCCUUUUGCGGGGUUCUCUAUGCCCCUCCAAUACUCUGACCUGAGCCAUGUUGAGAGCCAUCACUGGACCCGCGAAAAGGCCAGUUUGUUUGACGUUAGCCACAUGGUUCAGCACCACUUGAGCGGCCCCGGUGCCCUGGAAUUGCUCAUGAAGAUCACACCCUCCUCUCUUGACAAGCUCAAGCCCAACACGUCGACCCUUUCUUGCCUCCUCGAAGAUGGCACAGGCGGUAUACUCGAUGACACUGUGAUCACCCGUCUGUCCUCUGAUACUUUCUACUUUGUCACCAAUGCCGGCCGCCGCGCUGAAGACCUUGCCUUCCUCCAAGCUGAGAUCGACAUCUACCGGUCCACUCACGGCCCUGAGUCUAUCAACUGGGAGAUUCUCGAUGACCGCGCUCUCGUUGCCCUGCAGGGCCCUCUGGCUGCUUCUGUCCUCCAGCCUCUGGUCAAGGACUCUGACCUCAGCACCCUCUACUUCGGCAACUGCCGGUCGAUCACCCUGAUCUUCCCCGAUGGAACCACGAGCGCGGAGCCCCUUCUGGUCUCUCGCACCGGCUACACGGGUGAGGACGGGUUUGAGAUUAGCAUUCCCACUGCCAAGGAUUCAUCCCUUCCCCGCCGCGUCACAGAACUCCUUUUGUCGAACCCCGAGCAGGUGCGUCUUGCUGGUCUCGCCGCCCGUGACUCUCUCCGCCUCGAGGCAGGCAUGUGUCUGUACGGGAGCGACAUCUCUACCUCGCAGACGCCUCCCUCCGCAUCCCUGACCUGGCUUGUGGGCAAGGAGCGUCGCGAUCCCGCCACCGCCAAAUUCAACGGCGCUGCUACGAUCCUUCCCCAGGUCGCGUCCCCUGCCAAGACCCUUUCCCAGCGCCGGGUGGGAUUCACCGUCGAGAAGGGUUCCCCUGCUCGCGAAGGCGCUGUCAUUGUGGAUCUGAACGACGAGUCCCGCGCGCAGAUCGGAGUGAUCACCUCCGGUCUGCCCAGUCCGUCGUUGGGAGGUGUAAACAUCGCGAUGGGCUACAUCAAGAAUGGCUUGCACAAGAAGGGGACCGAGGUGGGGGUGCUGGUCCGGAAUAAGGUCAGAAAGGCCACGGUCACGGGGAUGCCGUGGGUUGAGAGCAAGUUCUACCGGCCCAAGGCUUGAGACUGGCCAACCAUUUUCUUCUUGGUGAAGGACUCGUUACAUGGAUAGACAUUAGGUGUUUUCAGCGUCUGUUUUUGUUUCAUCUGGGUGAGAUAUUUUAGAUUCCCCAGUGUCUUGUUUUGCGAUGAUGGUAUGACGUUAAGUCCGGUUUGUACUGUACAUACAAAGUUUAUGUUUUGGCUCUCUGCAUGUUUAGCUUCAACCAGUGGAUCUUCGAGGCUCACCGCUGGGUGAUUUCAACUUCUGCCUCAGCAAUUAAGGAUCAAUCUGAAUUUC
Aspergillus japonicus CBS 114.51 is the source of this 1743-nucleotide messenger RNA. Its product is annotated as glycine decarboxylase subunit T. The record is from RefSeq and is a predicted model, not a curated record. Gene Ontology annotation, molecular function: protein binding; aminomethyltransferase activity. Gene Ontology annotation, biological process: glycine catabolic process. Lineage: Eukaryota; Fungi; Ascomycota; Eurotiomycetes; Eurotiales; Aspergillaceae. The transcript is spliced from 2 exons. Gene Ontology annotation, cellular component: mitochondrion. Bases 46 to 1467 code for a protein of 473 amino acids.